AUGUUAUUGCGAUCAUUGCGAGUAUCGCGAUCGUGCAAUAAUGGUUUUGGACAGGAUCGCUACUGCUAUAUAACGGCUGCUAUUCCGAUUAGUUUCUAUCUGCUGAAUGCUGAUAGUGAUUUAGAAUAUGAAUUGGAACCUUGCCCUCCUAUUGGCGGUGAAACUUCAGCAGAGGCUGCAGCAUGUGUGAAGGUUUUGAUUGCUUCUGGUUUAUCAAGUGACUCAAGUCUCACAAACAGCUCAAUGGUAGAGGCCCCAUUAACAAUAAAUAUACCUAAUUUGCAGUCGUCUAGAAUAUCUUCAGAAAACUCGCAGCCCACAUGCUCCAUUCAAGGGAUGAAUAUUACGGUUCCAGUUUCUGUUCAGAAACAGAUUCUGCCUGCAGUGGCAACGGCUGAAACAUUGGAAGGAAACGAAUCAGCAGGUGCAAACCUACCUGCUCGAAGGAAAAGAAAACCUUGGUCGGAAGCAGAAGAUAUGGAACUUAUUUCUGCUGUGCAGAAGAUAUGGAACUUAUUUCUGCUGUGCAGAAAUGUGGUGUUGGAAAUUGGGCAAACAUCUUGCGAGGAGACUUCAAAGGAGAGAGGACUGCUUCACAAUUGGCUCAGGGUUAGACCAAUUAAACUUUUUCGAUAUGGCAUUGAAGGGUUUUUGGAUUGGAAAUGGACUAUUAUUAAGAAGCGAGUUGGUAACCUAAAUGUGGAAGGAAACUCCAUUGUUCCCCAACUUUCCGAGGCACAGUUAGCAACGCGUAGUGCUUUGUCCUUGGCCCUUGAUAUGCCUGAUAAAAACUUAACAGCAGCUUGUACAAAUAACCCUGGUUUGAAGAUCACAUCCAGUACCUCUGCACUUCCAACAACUGGUGUUGAAGCUUCGGUUCAACUGCAAAGCCAGUUCCAACAAGGUCCCAUUGCUUCUUCCCAAUCUCAGAAUCAUUCUCAACAAGGUUCAAUCACUUCUGUCUUGUCCCAUAAUCAACCUCAAAAAGCUCCAGUUAUUCCCAUCCCGUCCCAUAAUGAGCAUAAAAAAGGUCUAGUUGCAUCUUGUGUCCCUGCCAAGAAUCUGUCUCAGCAAGUUCAUGUAGCUUCAGUCCAAGUCCCAAACCCGUCUCAACAAGGUCCCAUGAUAAUGAAAUCCUCACCCUUAGGAUCAUCAGGUUCUACAUUAAAAUCUCAGGCAUGCUUGAAGAACCCACCAACAUAUUUUUCCGGUAGAGGUUCAAUCCUAGAUGCCACUGCUGUUGCUGCUGGAGCCCGUAUUGGUGGCUCUUCGGUUAAACCUGUCAUACCCAGUGGCCCCUCUUCUCAUUUGGAGGUGCAAUCUUCGACCUCACAUCCUGGUUCACCAAAAUCUGCAGCUCAAAGAGCUAAGUAUACUACUACCUCGUCGUUAAAUUUGCUAAUUCAGCAGUGUAAUGGCAUCGCUUCUAGUCCAACUGUUGAAGGUUCCUCAAAGGAAGAAUCGGAAGCAGCUGUUUGUACCAUGAGUUCUGCGUCGGACAGUUUGCUUGUCGAGCAUGUGCGAGAAAAUGGAGCACACGUUUUGAAAAAUAAACCAGGUGAGGGAGUUAAAGAACAAAAGGAAGCUGUAUAA
This is a messenger RNA of Hibiscus syriacus, 1593 nucleotides long. RefSeq lists its product as uncharacterized. Lineage: Eukaryota; Viridiplantae; Streptophyta; Magnoliopsida; Malvales; Malvaceae. The record is from RefSeq and is a predicted model, not a curated record. The transcript is spliced from 8 exons. Bases 1 to 1593 code for a protein of 530 amino acids.